Magallana angulata is the source of this 4300-nucleotide messenger RNA. Its product is annotated as cadherin-23-like. The record is from RefSeq and is a predicted model, not a curated record. Gene Ontology annotation, cellular component: plasma membrane. Gene Ontology annotation, molecular function: calcium ion binding. The transcript is spliced from 13 exons. The coding region runs from base 1666 to 3183 and encodes 505 amino acids. Gene Ontology annotation, biological process: homophilic cell-cell adhesion. NCBI's taxonomy places the organism in Eukaryota, Metazoa, Mollusca, Bivalvia, Ostreida, Ostreidae.
CUCUCUUUGUAAACCAAAUAAUUAGCAUUCAUCUCCAAGUUCAAUACAUGGGUAUAACCUUUAGAACCGUAGCAGUUCAAAUCUUCAUCAUGUAUGAAAAUCUCUUUUCAAAUGCACUCGUAUAAAAUACUUGCUAUAUAUUUGAGUAAUAAGAUAAACAAUCAAAUUCAAAUCGACUGGAACAGUGGAACGUCAUUAAAUAUUUAAAUGAGAUACCUGCGCUUUUGAUUGGUCGAAAAUAUCAUUUGACGUCUGCAUCAAAAGAAUUAAGCCGGUUUUUCAGUAAAACAUCCCUUUGAUAUAUGAUAAUCAAGAUAAGAAUAUUCAUUUCAUUUCUGGGUGUUUAAGGAACAACAUCUAUCUAGACACUCAGAGGGGCAUGGUUUCGAUUUUUAUCAAAACUGGUACCGAUCUCUCUGAUUUUAAUGUUUACAAUGCUUCAGUAAGGCAUUGCUAAAAGUCAACCAAAAUUUUUUUUUUUUAAUGUUUGUAAAAGCGAUAUAUUUUAGGCGAAAUCGUAUGCUAAGUGCGCUCUACUUCUUUGACUCAAAGAAUAAUAACGUGAAUUGUAUUUUAUCAAAUUAAAUUAAGUACACUAAUAUAAAUACAUGUACAUAGUCGUGAACUUCAUAUAAUAUAUUACGUUCAGGCAAUUUUGUUUAGAACUGACUAAUCAUAAUCUGGUCAGUGGCCAUGCACGAACGGAGACUAACUACAGGAGAAUUUUGUAUUGAAAUAUGCCUUAAACAUUGAUGCGUGAAAACAACGAGGUAAGGACGCUUUCUUGACAAGGAAAUCAAUUUAAUAGUCUGGACUGAGUUUUUUAAAAAAUAGUUAAAAAUCAAGUAAUAAUAUUAUAUGUAUAAGUUUAUGUCUAUUUCAAACGUCUAAUUCAGAAUUUGGUGACGCAGUACUUAUAUUUUCUUUCAAACUUCUAUCUUGUCUUGGGAUGUUUAUAAGUAUAUUUAAUUCCAUUGUAAUAAUGAAUCAGUAAUCUGCUUUUUGGAUAUUUUGUUGUAUAAUGUUUUAACUCGAUUAGCACUAUCCAAGUUUUACAUUGCUGUGAUCUGGUCUUUGAUUGAAAAACUAUAUUCGAGUAACUAUAUACAUGUAUGAAGGGGAAAAAACCUGGUUUAUACACCUAUUUACAGUGUACCUGUGAACUUGUCAAGUGUAUGUGCAAGGUAAAUUACACAUCCUUGCAAUGCUUGACACAACAAUCCUAGUCAGUGUGUAUUACUCUGACACGAAACUCCAAAAUGUGAUAUUAUUGUAAUGAAAUGAUACAUCGAAUAUCCACUUUACUUCGUAACGGUUUUGUGUCUGAAUUUAACAUUUAUUUAUAAUUAAUGAAAAGAAAUAUCAUCAAAUGAAAGUAGAAUAUAUAUGAUAAUGAUAACGCCCUCUGUCUGUUUCUCGAAGCGUAGAAAACGCAUGUACGCCAAUUUUCAUUCUUGUAGCUAUGUCAACGAUAAUUUUAUAUCAUCAAUUAGUGAACGUUUUAAUACAAAACCUAUAAUUCUAUUCAGCAUAAUAGAUAAACACUGCUUAUAAAUACGCAAAAUGAAGUGUCAUGGUCCAGGAAGUAUAUAAAAAACAAAACGCAUUACUUGAAAUGUGUCAUGUGGGCUCAUACAUGUAGUCAUUUGGAUGUACAAGAAGUAAAUGUUUUUAGGUCAAAGAUUGAGUUUCAGGAUGUCAACACAUUUCAUUUCAAUUAUUUGGAUAUUUUACAUUGAUGAAAUCAUCGCACAAGAACCAUGUACCAGAAGCGCUGGCUUCUCGGACCCGAACAUUGCUGGUGCAGUGUAUGAAUCCAGUGUAUUAGAAUUUGACCCGAAGUCCCCUCUAUACAGAACGGACACUACAAUCGAAGGAAUCAAUGGAGGAACUGUUACUGACUCGGGAGUUACUCUAACUAUCCUCCGAACACAGGCCACACCAAGUUCAGUAAAUUUAAAUGAUCUGAUUGAACUGGUAACAGAGACUGUGUCUGGUUCACCCUAUGGAAGGCGGACUUACAUCCGAUUAAAGAAAGAAAUCGAUAGAGACGGAACUUCCUUCACUGCUGUUGAUGACCUGGACACAGUUGAAUUUGAAAUAUCAUGUGUGUCCCUGAAAAGUCCCACGGAAACCAAGUAUUUCAUUGUGCAACUGGAGAUUCGAGACAUCAACGAUAAUCCGCCCAUCUUUGUUAAUGCUCCGUACACAGCUUCAGUUGAUGAGUCAGCUCCCGUUGGGACCACAGUGUAUUCUGGGAUAUCAGCAACAGAUCUGGAUGCUGGACCAAACAAAGAGAUAGAAUUUGCCAUAGUUCCUGGAGAUGGCAGUAUUAAUGAUGGUUCCACCAGAUUUCUACUCCCCAUAACAUCUCGAGGAGAAAUCGUUGUCAGACAACCAUUAGAUUUUGAAUCUGUUCAGUCAUAUACUCUCAGCAUAUCUGCAACUGACAAAGCCAGUAAUCCUGCCGACAGAAGACAAGCUACCACCACCAUAACAAUCAGUGUCAAUGAUGUUGAUGAUCUGGGACCCAAGUUUGUGUACACCGGGUGUGUUGAGGUGGACAAUGUCUGUUUCAACCCAAUUUAUUCAACUAGUGUGACAUCUGGGUCAACUGGUGGUGUACUAGUAUUUAAUCCUGUACCAGCAAAUUCUAGUAUUCCAAAUGUUGUGAACAUUGUGGCAGAGGACAGGGAUACUCUCAAUGCACCUAUCAACUUUGCUAUACAACAAACUCUACCAACUGGCUACCAGAAUAGGUUCCAGGUUACCACUCAACAGGUGUCGGGUUCAGCUAACCAGUACCAAGCUAUUGUAACCCAGACCAGUUCCUUUAACCGAUCUCAGGUUUCUGAGAUGGAACUUUUCAUUGAGGCUAGAGAAACCUUAACCAACAGAUAUUCCAAUAGGGCAACCAUUCAGAUGACUAUUGCUGCUGUCAAUAACGACAGCGAUGGCAACUCUUGUGAUAUAAACAGAAACUCACCCAAGUUUCCAGUACCAAUGUAUAUUGUCAACAUUAGGGAGGGAAAUUAUACAAAAGUGCACCAACUCCUGUUAGAGGUUUUAGCAACUGACGGGGAUGAAAAUCAAGUUAGUGGAAUUUUGUUCGACAUACAGGGUGUAUCCAAUAAUGGAGCGGGGAAAUUCUCUUUGAAAUCCAAUGGGCAAACGGGGAAAUGAAUAUAGCCGACGACAAGAGGUAUUUAUGAACACGAAAGUUAUGACAAACUUAAUCUUACUGAUUACAGUAAUUGAGCUUAAAUGUACGUACAUAUGAUGUUACCUUGAAUUUCAGAAGUACUUCCGUUCCUGUUGAGGUUAGAGUUGUAUCCCUUGGAAAGAAUCGUUAAAGGCACAGGAAUAUUGACAUAGAUUUUGAAAGCUUGUACUGGAAAAAAAUUGUACUGUGAUAGGAUUGUAUGUGGAGAAAAAAUCUGUACAGUGAUAGAAUUGUGUGUGGAGAAAAAAAAUGUACAGUGAUAGGAUUGUGUGUGGAGAAAAAAAAAUGUACAGUGAUAGGAUUGUAUGUGGAGGAAAAAAAUUAUCCGAUGUCGGUAGAAAUAUUGAAAGGGGAGGUAAAGAUUGUUUGAUGGUGUAGAACAAUUUUAAUACAUACUGAUCAUCACAGGAAGAAGAGUCCUGUAUGAAAAUAUAGUAAAAUAUUCAAAUUUCCAAUAUUCACUUUUUAUAGCCAAAAUAUAUACAUGUAAUAAAUUCCUCACCAAAUAUUAGCCAAUAGCUUUAAAAAAAUCAUAUAUCUUAACUUAAUGUAGAACUGAUGGGAUUCUUUGUUGCCCACCCAGCCUCUUUAUAACAGUAAUUUAGCAUUGAUAAAGACGCAAGUCACUUAUAAAAGUUGGUUCACCUUGUCUACCAUUAAUAGUUCUCUUGUCUUUUAAAUUUAUCAAAAAGUAUAUUUGAAUUAAAGUGAUAUAGUGCAUUUAAAAAGAUUCCACUUUUUAAAUACUUGACUAUAUAAUUUUAUUAGCUAUGAUUUCUUAUCACUUUCUGAAAAAUGUUUAGCUACAUUGUAAUAUCUAGAAGCUUUUCAAUAAAGUUAGGCAUUUUUAAUGUUCUAAAAAAAGUACCACAUCUGUUAUGAUUCAAUCCUUCAAACAACACGUUUGGUUGAAACAUAAAGAAAGCUAAAUGUACAUGUACAUGGGCAUUGAAAGUAAAAAUAAAAAUUAUUUAAUUUGGUUUACCACUAGUCGGUCAUUGCCUUUUAUGACAUUAUUCAUUUUUUUUUUAUCAUAAACUGUAUUGUUUAUAAAUUUGUAUUUUUUUGUGAAUAAAU